Molecule: messenger RNA, 4066 nt
Organism: Zeugodacus cucurbitae (melon fly)
Lineage: Eukaryota; Metazoa; Arthropoda; Insecta; Diptera; Tephritidae
Gene: vri
Product: homeobox protein 5
Exons: 3
Coding region: 1358-3763 (801 amino acids)
Biological process (GO): circadian rhythm; regulation of DNA-templated transcription
Cellular component (GO): nucleus
Molecular function (GO): DNA-binding transcription factor activity; DNA binding
Source: RefSeq, a predicted model, not a curated record
CAAAACAACAAAUCAGUCAUAAUUCUUACGGCAAACGUUAAGGAACAUAGCGACCGUAGUGACACAGUCAGUUCAAUUUUUAUGAGAAAAAAUAUGAAAAAUAGUUAAAAUAACGGAUUUUUUAUUAAAAAUAAAAAUUAAAUAUUUAAAAAAUAAAAAAACAAUAAUAAAUGGACAUGUUUUUGUACAACAUAUAUACUAUUCUUUACAAUUUUGAACCUAUAAGCUAGUAGUGUCUUCUUUGUGUGUCAAACAUUAUUUAAUUAAAAAAACAACAAAAAUAACAACAAAAAACAAUAAAUAUUACUAUUAUCCAUAGUAUAUUGCCGAAGCUAACUGUAAACGACGGUACACGUGUAUGAAGUGAUUGCUUCAUCAUUGUUAUUGUGUUGAAUUUCAUAAUAAAUGCGCGAGACAUUAACAUUAUUAAGAGCACCAUUAAUAGAAUAUUACAUAGAAAAAUAAGCAAAUGCACAGUGAUACAUACAAACAGUUAUAGUACAUGUAAAUGACAAGUUGAUUUCGGUGAGAAAGCGGAAAAAACGCCAAAAACCCAAAUGAAAAGCGCAUUUUAUCUAAUAAAUAAAGAAGGAAAGCAAUAAAAAAAACAAAUUUUGUAUAAGAAAAAGAAAAACAACAAUAAAUACAAGCAGCGCAACAAAAACACCGCGCAAUUAGAACUUUCGACAAUUACCGUUCCCAUUCGCCAUUCGGGCUAAAAGCAGGCGUUUGCUAAAAUUGCGCCAUUCAUUCAUUCGGCUUUCAGCUAACGACAGCGCCAUACGUCAGCUGUGCGUGGCGGCAUAAAUAAAAUUUUUGCCAAAACAAAUCUAACAUAGUACGAGUACAACGCUUGAAGUUAAAAGCACAGCGUGUCUGCAAUGUGAAAAUUUGCGAGCAAAACAAAUAAACAGAAAUUGUGUCACUAUUAUAAGCAUAAAGUGUGUUUAGUUUUUUAUAUGUGAACAUACAUACAUACAUAUAUGCGCAACAGCUCAAAGAAGAAAAAAAAAACAAUAAUAAAUAAACAAUAAUAACAACAAUAACUACUAGUGUUAAGUAGUUGCUUUCGAAGAGACUUCAAAACGCACUCUCAAACUAAUAUUUGUGUGAAGUUAGUGAGCAUAGACGCAUUGUAAUUGGAACAAAAAAGCAAAAACAUUAAUAAAAUUUGCGUAAAACAACAACAAAAACAUUAAUACAAAUAAUAAGUACGAGUGUAAUGCGCAGAAAGCAUUUGCUCUAAAAAGAAUUGUGAAGAAUCCGCAAAUAAACUGUGAUUUCAUUUAAAGAAACAUUCGUUUAAGCUUAACUACAGUUAGCAACAAUAGUAAGCUUGUCUUCAAAGACCUAUUACAUGUUGGACUCAACUAUUGCAGACAACGGUAGAGGCAUUUUCGAUUUGGAUGCAACCUACAAAUCCAACAACAACAAAAACACUGAACUUUACAACAACAAUUGUAAUAAUCUUAACCAACAACAAUUAGAACUCUUGCAACAGCAGUACAACAAACGGAAUACAGUUGCUGAGCUGAUCGCACGCCAACAACAACAUCAGCAACAACUGUCCAAUGAUAUCAGCUCCUCCGUCAAUAGUGAGGUUUUGAAUAGUGGAAAUUUCGUUACUGAUAUGCCGGAAAUCCUCAGCGUUGCGGCCUUAAAUACUAACCAUCACAAGAACAACAAUAGCCUAAGUUCAGCGGUAGCAGGUUCGAAUACAAAAACAGCCGCAAUGCACAACGUACGCUUACCGUCCAUUUCGCCGACACUGUCAUUGAACGGCAGCUCAAAUGAUGCAAACAAUGUACACGGCUACUCCAUGUACGGCCCAAUCAGUCCACAAUCCAGCGAUAGCGGUCACAGUCUACCCGAUAACAUGUCGCAUGGCAAACAAUACCGCAACAGCUUCAGCGGUUCCAACAGUUCUUUCGACUCGCACAACAUGUCGAAAUCUUCACAACAGUCGCAAGCGCAUAAGGAUCUGUUCACACAGCGCAAACAGCGCGAAUUCACGCCGGACAGCAAGAAGGAUGACAGCUAUUGGGAUCGACGUCGGCGCAACAAUGAGGCGGCCAAGCGCAGUCGCGAGAAGCGUCGCUACAACGAUAUGGUCUUGGAACAGCGUGUCGUUGAGCUGACCAAAGAGAAUCAUGUGCUCAAGGCGCAAUUGGACGCUAUCAAGGAUAAGUUCAAUAUUUCCGGUGAGAAUUUGGUGAGCGUCGAACAGAUUCUGGCUUCAUUGCCGACCAGCGAGCAAGUGUUGAGUAUUACAAAGCGUGCCAAAAUGCAAAUAAAUGGCGGCGCUUUCAAUGGCGCCACCACCGCGGUACCCACAUCCAUAGUCUACAGUAUACCGGCGCCGACACCGGGUGGUGGCAUGCAGAACACCAACAGCAUGGCACAAACGCCCACAUCCAGUGGCAUACUUACACCGCAGAAGUCGAACACGCUGAAUCAGGUGGCGAAUAGCGAUGCGAGCAGCGCACUCAACGGCGACAACGGCUUGUUGUGCAAAGCUUCGCAACAGUCACUGCAGCAGGCCAUGAAGAAUGUGAACCAAACGAAUAUGGCCAAUACAUUAACACAUCCGCAUGCGUUAUCAUCAUCCGUCGCACAUCUGCAAAUGUCCAGCUCACCAGUACACCUCACAACCGAGCACUAUCAACCACCACCACCCCUGCCACACAACCCCAACUACAAUGCUGAAAUGGCACGUGCAAAUAACACGAGCGUUCUAAGUAACGGCAACGCUAACGUUAAUGCGCCCACACAUUUGGAGCAUGCACGACAUCACGCUACAGCAGCGCCAACGCAACAACAACCACCAACUCCGUCCAAUUUGCAGAAUUUGCAUGUGCUGCAAGCGCUCAAUCGCAAUGUCAACUGCGAUGAUCUCGAUAAUUUGCGUAAAGUUGUUGCUGUAGUGGGUGCCGCCAUCAACACGAAUGGCGAUCCGGCCGAUGCCGUCGACGCGCCACUCUAUAGCGCACCGGUAACAGCACCACUCUACGUGCCACCACAUCCCGCCAGCAUGUAUGCCUACAGCACAAAAGAACAAGUAACAGCGUCCAGUCAGAGCCUCGAUAACGGCUAUCACACAAAAUCACCCGAAGCCAAUGGUGUCAGCUCAAGCGCUGUGGAUGCCGUCUCGUCCUCAUCUGUAAACAGUAAUGGCGUUGCCAAUGGUGGCAACGAUGUGCUAAAUUUAUCGCGUCGCGCUUGCUCUCCCGCAUACGAGCAUAUGCUCUCCUCCACCAUCUCCUCCUCGGCCUCCUCAUCCGGUGUCGUCUCCGGCGAUGACGAACACGAACCGGAUGGCGUCGACGAUAUCGAGCACAAUCAAGCGGUGAAUAUCAGCACCACCAGCCCCAGCAGCAGCGAUUCAAAUAACUGUCUGCCACUCAAAUUGCGACAUAAGUCGCACUUAGGCGAUAAGGAUGCGGCUGCAACAGCGCUGCUGGCGCUACAACAUAUCAAACAGGAGCCGGUGAGUAAUCGCGCUUCACCACCCGGUUGGGUGGAUAAUGGCGAUAAUUCAAGUGAUGAACGCGAUUCGGGCAUCUCGAUCGGCAGCGCUGAGUGGAACGCACAAUUUCAACGUAAAGCUGAGAAGCCCAACUCAAUUGUGGGCGUAACACCAACGGAACGCGAGCACAUACUGAAAUCGCAUUUGGCACGACUGGAAUCGGAGGUGGCUAACAUAAAGAAUAUGAUGAUCCUGUCUGUGGAUCAAUUGAAUACACCGGCAGAUCUGAAGAUUUAAGCGCAAAAUUGAAGCUGCUACGUGAGGGUGCGUGUGUGGUUCAUCGAUUUUUUGUGUAGUACCGAUUGCGCUAGUAUGGAGAGAGAGCAGAGACACAAUUCAAUUUUUUUUACAUACUAUUUGUGGGGAAUCCGUUAGUUAUGUACGAGUAUGGGCGUUUGUAGGAUUUUUAGUUUUGUUGUGAACGCAAAAAUUGUUUACUAAAAAGUAAAUGUAUAUAUAAAAAUAUUUUUAAAAAAUAAUUGUACAAAAGUUGCUUAACAUUAGUUUAGUUGAAAAAUAAUUAAAAAUAAUUUUUUUUUU